AUUUUUUGUUAAAAAUAUUUUUUAUCUUGUUAAAAAAAUUAUAAGUCCUUUUGAUAUAUUUCAGGUUAGAUCAAAUCUAAUAACAUGCUAAACUUAUUCGUACUUAAAAUAAGUCUAUAACAAACUUCGCGUUAGGUUCAGUCUAAUUAAUUACCUGAUAUCUAUCUUAUAAUGAUCCGUUAAGUGAAAAGUCUAGUUUGGCCUAAUUGAACCUGUUUUAACCCCUAAAAAUUAGUAGAGGAAAAAAGAAAAGAUAUAAUAUCUCUAAAAAUGGAUGUUAUUGGUAAUAAUUUAAGCUGCAUUUUAUUAUCUACUGAGUGUUGUUCGUUAUAUUUUUCUAUAUAAAUAUUAUGAGAAAUUCCAGGUGUUCAACAACAAGUCUAGCUUUCUUUUAAAACAAGUUUCACUUUCUUUUCUUUUCUCAUCGUAAGUAGUCACUUAUUACUUGUUUCACAUAUUUUCUUGAACUUGAUAAUGGAGGAAAAGGUAUCCAAUAAUCAGUUCACUAUAAGUUUGAAACUUUCGAAGCCUAAAGAAGUGAGUAAAGCAUGCUACCUAAGAAUUUCUUUCUUAACAAUAUUAUGUUUUCACAUUAUGUUUACGAGUAAUGCUAGGGGCCAGCAAUUUUUGUGAUUGGUAGCCAUCAAAUAGCCAUCAAUGAUGAUUUAAUGGUGUGAGAUUGGUGUGAAAUUUCAUCUAAUGACUCACAUUUAUCUGGUAGUUACAUGCUGGUCAAAAUUCAAUAAAAUUACUGUCUCCUAGACUUUUCCUAUGUUUAUUCUUAUUAUCUUCUUGUUUUCUUUUCCCUCCCUAAUGCGGGAUACUCCACCCAAACUUUUGCAGCCACAUGGAUCUCUAACAAAGGAAGAGUUAAGAAAAGAAAGAAGAAGAGAGGCCAACAGAAAAUGUGCUCAGAGGAAGAGAAAGAGAGAACAGGAAGCAUUCCAAGAGCUCGAAGGAUCCGUGGCAAAGCUUAGAACUGAAGUCCAAUUACUCCAUGAAGAACUUACUAGACUUCACAAGGAAAAUAAGGAACUCGACGAGGAAAAUAACUCCAUUCAAGAAGAAAUUUCCAAGAUGCAUGGGAUGAAAUUAUCAGCAAAAUUUGUGAUCAGUUCUGCUGUUGAUGAAGUUUAGAAAUUAGAAGCUAUAGUUAUAAAUUUAGAAAUGGCUUAGUUUCUGAGAAUUUCUUGUAAAUGUAGGUAAGUAUAUUUUGUUGAAUAAGCCUUUGUUUAAUUAGUGUAGUAAUAUUAAGUUGUGUUUUCUAUGGGUCACAAAUCCAAAUAACCGUUUCUUGAUCACA
Molecule: messenger RNA, 1303 nt
Organism: Arachis duranensis
Lineage: Eukaryota; Viridiplantae; Streptophyta; Magnoliopsida; Fabales; Fabaceae
Product: G-box-binding factor 1
Exons: 4
Coding region: 772-1137 (121 amino acids)
Biological process (GO): regulation of DNA-templated transcription
Cellular component (GO): nucleus
Molecular function (GO): DNA-binding transcription factor activity; sequence-specific DNA binding
Source: RefSeq, a predicted model, not a curated record